AUGUCCAUGAACAAUCAGAAAAAUAUAGAGGCUUCCAUUAAAAAUUUUGAGGUUCAGGUUGGACAGCUCGCUAGGCAAUUAGCUGACAUGUCUGGAGGCCCAUUUUCAGCCAACACCAAGACUAACCCCAAGGAGUAUUGCCAAGCCAUAACAACAAGAAGUGGGAAGGUGGUAGGUAGUGAUGUUGGGCCAUGGAGCAAAUGCCCCACUUAUGCUAAGUUCAUGAAGGAAUUGUUGACUAAGAAGAGAAAAUUUCUUGAAGAAGAGACUGUGGAGCUUGAGGCUGGAUGCAGUGCUAUUAUACAGAAGUCUCUACCUCAAAAGUCCAUAGAUCCAAGCAGUUUCACUCUCCCUAUAUCAAUUGGUAAUUUAUCAGUGGGUAAGGCACUCUUAGACCUUGGAGCCAGUAUUAACUUGAUGCCUUUAUCUAUGCUGAAGAAGAUAGGAGAAGUGGAAGUAAGACCUACAAGAAUGACCUUGCAAUUGGUAGACAGAUCCAUCAAGCUUCCACAUGGUAUAGUGGAAGAUAUGAUCAUGAAGGUUGAUAAGUUUAUGUUCCCGGUUGAUUUCGUAGUCAUGGAUAAGGAAGAGGAUGUAGAAGUUCCUUUGAUAUUGGGUAGACCCUUUAUGAAAACAGCUAGAGUUAUCAUUGACAUGGAUGAUGGAAAGCUAAAGGUUAGGGUCCAAGAUGAGGAAGUGAGUUUCAACAUAUUUGAAGAAAUGAAGUUUCCAAAAGCCAACAAAGAUUGCUUUAGAAUUGAUGUAUUAGAUGAUGUGUACUUGGAAACUCAAAAUGAUUUCAAGGGUUCAUCGCCACUAGAGAAGGCUUUGCUUAUCUCUAAUGAAGAAUUGGAUAAGGUCAUUGAAGGGGGUGGAGUGCAACAGCCAGGAGUUCAUAGUGCACAACCUAUUGAUCAGCAUAGGCAGGAAGAGGAAGUUGAGAGAGAUAAAGAAGCAGAGGAAGAGGAGCAAGGAGAAGAAGAGGAAUACGAGUCAGAAGAUUUCUGA
Cajanus cajan (pigeon pea) is the source of this 1008-nucleotide messenger RNA. The record is from RefSeq and is a predicted model, not a curated record. Lineage: Eukaryota; Viridiplantae; Streptophyta; Magnoliopsida; Fabales; Fabaceae.